This is a messenger RNA of Talaromyces rugulosus, 909 nucleotides long. RefSeq lists its product as uncharacterized. Gene Ontology annotation, molecular function: oxidoreductase activity. NCBI's taxonomy places the organism in Eukaryota, Fungi, Ascomycota, Eurotiomycetes, Eurotiales, Trichocomaceae. The transcript has a single exon. The coding region runs from base 1 to 909 and encodes 302 amino acids. The record is from RefSeq and is a predicted model, not a curated record.
AUGCCCUCAACACAAAUAGCCCUUGCUGGUGCCACAGGUAACCUUGGAAUUCCUAUUUUGAAGGCUCUCCUCGACGCCGGUUUCCCUGUGACUGUACUGUCGCGAAAUGGCGGAAAUGCGGCAGUAUUGACUCCCUACCCAAAAAUUGUCAUCAAAAAAGUCAAUUUUGAUUCCGUGGAAUCUCUUACUUCUGCUUUGCAUGGGGUAGAUGUUGUCAUCUCUUGCGUUGCCACACUGGCGAUAGGUAGUCAGAACCCCUUGAUCGAUGCUUCCGUCGCUGCUGGAGUGAGAAGAUUCAUCCCCGCGGAAUUUGGUAUGGACUCUGCAAAUGAGCUAUGUGCCCAGCUACCUGUUUGUGCGCCCAAAGUCGAUACUCAGAAGUAUCUGCAAGAAAUGUCAAAAUCAAACCCGAACUUCACCUAUACUGCCAUCGCGAACGGACUAUUUUUGGACUGGGGUCUCAAGAACAAUUUCAUCUUGAAUAUGGCAGAACACAGCGCCAUCCUAUAUAACGGUGGUAAUGUGCCUUUUAGCACCACGAACCUCACUAAUGUCGCGACGGCUGUCUUGGGCGUUAUUCGCCACCAGCCUCAAACCGCAAAUCGCAUUGUCUACAUUCAUUCAGCAUUGGUCACCCAGAACGAACUCAUCCAGUAUGCUAAAGAGAUCGAUGGCAAGGACUGGAAAACCGAUAUCCAAGACACAGAAGAUACCAGAAAAGGAAGUCUGGUCGAGCUGGCUAAAGGACCCCAGGGUGACAUUGAUGCUGCAAUGCUCGGGUUUUGCGUCUGUGGUUCGUUAACUACGGAGUAUGGCUGUGACUUUUCCAGUCACCUGGAUAAUAUAUUAUUAGGUGUGAAAAAGUUAAACAAAGCUGAGCUUCGAGCACUAGUGGCGAGUUAUCUAUGA